AGAUAAAGUCCAAUCCAUGACAAAUUAAAUUUAAUUAUAUUAAAUAAUUUAAUUUGUCAUGGUCCAAUCGCAGUCGCAUUUAUUUAAUGUUAAACGCUCUAGGCAACGGCCAAUUGGCGGCCUCGUUACUGUUGUCUAUUACCCGUCAGCAGACUGCUACUGCCGACUGCCGUGAUUAAUGACGUCAACGUCCGACAGUCGACGUCGACCUCUUCGAAACGAAUCGUCGUCGUUGUCAAUUAUUUGUCACUGUGUAAUCGCUGUACACUGUUCGGUUCAUUUUCGUGUUGUACUCCGUCUUCGAUCUCACGUUCAUCAUUCAGCAGCGGCUUGUUUUGUGUUUUGAUUUGAUCACACACUGCUGACGCGUAUUGAAUUAUGGCUCGUACUAAGCAGACUGCUCGUAAAUCUACCGGAGGAAAGGCUCCGCGUAAACAGUUGGCCACUAAAGCCGCCCGCAAAACCGCAGCCUCAACAGGUGGAGUAAAGAAGCCUCAUCGUUAUCGUCCUGGUACUGUCGCUCUCCGUGAGAUUCGUCGUUAUCAAAAGUCUACCGAGUUGCUGAUCCGCAAAUUGCCUUUCCAACGUUUGGUCAGAGAAAUUGCCCAAGAUUUCAAAACAGACUUGCGUUUCCAAAGUGCAGCUAUUGGAGCUUUGCAGGAAGCCAGUGAAGCAUACUUGAUUGGUUUGUUUGAAGACACCAACUUAUGCGCUAUUCAUGCCAAACGUGUUACCAUUAUGCCUAAAGACAUUCAGUUGGCUAGACGUAUCCGUGGUGAACGAGCCUAAUUCAUCUUCUUAAGUAUAAUUUUUUUCAUUUGACAAUUUUUCUAGACCAUAUUUUUACGUUUAAUUAGUUCAUAUCUUUUCUUUUUUUAAUAAAUAAACAUAUAUAUCAAUAUGAGUGGGUGUAAUAUUAGUGUGUAGAAAUCCUUAAUUUUUUUUUAUACCUAUUUAAUUAAAAGUUCAUUUAAAGAAACAAUUGUUUUGAAUAAUAAUAUAAGCAUGUUAAAUUAUUUAACUUUAUAUUAAAUAAUGCAAAUGUCAUAUUACAA
Molecule: messenger RNA, 1055 nt
Organism: Aphis gossypii (cotton aphid)
Lineage: Eukaryota; Metazoa; Arthropoda; Insecta; Hemiptera; Aphididae
Product: histone H3.3A-like
Exons: 3
Coding region: 379-789 (136 amino acids)
Cellular component (GO): nucleosome
Molecular function (GO): structural constituent of chromatin; protein heterodimerization activity; DNA binding
Source: RefSeq, a predicted model, not a curated record